UUCGAGUUUUCAACUUACUCAGGGCUGUUAAGUGAACCAGAACAUCUUCAAAAGUGCCAAAUAUUAUCCCAUUCAUAAAUUUACAAGAAAAUACAUCCUCCAGUCAAUAAGGUGGUUUGGCAAUAUAAAAGUUCAUAAAUUUAAUCAUCAUAUUCAUAGAUAUGAUUAGACUUAAACUCUUAUGGAUAUAAAACGCUGCUGUUGAUGAUUUAUAGAAUCAGGUUAUUACAUGAGUUGUUGUAGAUAUGGUGCCUUUACUAAAAGACUCAUAAGUAUUAAUUAAGAGUUGGGUUUUCUCUCACAGGCAUAUCUUUCUCUACAACAGAGGAGACAUUGGGUAAAGUGUUUUCAAGAUUUGGUGAAGUAAUUGAAAGUAUGUACUUGUCACAAUCCUAAUGCUAUUAACAUCCCCAUAUUAGUCAAAUGAUCCUCCUCAAUAUUGGUUGUUCUGCUUCUUUUACAGUUAAUAUUAUUAUCGAUAAAACUCGAAACAGAUCCAAAGGAUAUGGAUAUGUGACCUUUGCUGAAGAAGAUGAUGCUGAAAAGGCAUUGAUUAGCACAAAUGGGAAGGUGAUCGAUGGGCGAGCUGUUUACGUGGACAAGGUACGGAAGCCAUGGCCAACACCAACAGCAAGAGAACCAUCUCAGCCACCAGAAACCACUCCUAGUCCUAGGUACGGAAUGUAUUCCGUGAUACAUUAGAUGGGUCUCAGUGUACAUUAAAUGAGUGUCAGGUACGUUUCUACUUUUUAAUCCUAAUUACUUUCAAUUAGGGGGCCAUUUCAAUAAAUUUUAACCCAAAACCAUUCUUCAUAUUCAUUUCUUAGUAGUACAAAUUGAUUGUGACUAGUGGCAAAAAAAAUUUCGAGAUUGGUCCGGGCCACAUUUCACAAAGGG
Cannabis sativa is the source of this 897-nucleotide messenger RNA. Its product is annotated as small RNA-binding protein 11, chloroplastic-like. Lineage: Eukaryota; Viridiplantae; Streptophyta; Magnoliopsida; Rosales; Cannabaceae. The transcript has 2 exons. Gene Ontology annotation, molecular function: RNA binding. The coding region runs from base 424 to 702 and encodes 92 amino acids. The record is from RefSeq and is a predicted model, not a curated record.